AACUCAUCUCCUCCCCUCCCUUCAUUUAUAUAUACACACAUUAUCCACAGUCCAUACCAUCUAAUAAUAUUCUCUUAUUACUCAAUCUUCACGUACUGUUCACUCUCCAGAAUUCUUCUUCAAAUGGCACCAACCCAUCGUUGGAUCAAACCAGAGGUGUAUCCUCUCAUAGCUGCAAUGACAUUUGUAGCAGGCAUGUGUGUCUUCUCUCUCACUAGGAACGUUCUCAUCAACCCUGCAGUCAGGAUCAACAAAGCAGACAGAGCAACUGCAGUCCUUGAAAAUGAAGAGGAAGGUAAGAAAUAUACACACCACAGCCUCCGCAACUUCCUUCGCAACCGCCCACCACAGAUCAUGCCUUCAAUCAACAACUUCUUCUCAGAGAAUCAGAAGGACUAGCCAGAUAGAGAAAGGAAGAACCUCCUCUACUAUUCUAUUUUCUUCUCUUUCUCCUCUUGUUCCCUUUAUUUAUCCUCCUCGAUCGUAUAUAAAAUCAAUCCUCAUCGUCUCUUGCCAGCUGGGACUGUCAAAUAAUACUUAAUUUGUGAAUGUAAUAUCAAUAAUUAAAUUUUGAUGAUUCUUCAUAUUUUCAUUUCCCUCUCCCAAACCUGUAGUAACGGCAGCCUUGUGCGCUCAGUUUAUUUUAUAUAUUGUUCAUAUUUUUAAUAAAAAAAUUUGAUUGAUCGAA
Messenger RNA from Macadamia integrifolia, 688 nucleotides. RefSeq lists its product as uncharacterized. The transcript has 3 exons. The record is from RefSeq and is a predicted model, not a curated record. NCBI's taxonomy places the organism in Eukaryota, Viridiplantae, Streptophyta, Magnoliopsida, Proteales, Proteaceae. The coding region runs from base 124 to 399 and encodes 91 amino acids.